This is a messenger RNA of Paramacrobiotus metropolitanus, 1146 nucleotides long. RefSeq names its product maleylacetoacetate isomerase-like. NCBI's taxonomy places the organism in Eukaryota, Metazoa, Tardigrada, Eutardigrada, Parachela, Macrobiotidae. The record is from RefSeq and is a predicted model, not a curated record. Gene Ontology annotation, molecular function: maleylacetoacetate isomerase activity; glutathione transferase activity. Gene Ontology annotation, cellular component: mitochondrion; cytoplasm. Gene Ontology annotation, biological process: L-phenylalanine catabolic process; glutathione metabolic process.
AAUAAACUGACACUAUACUCCAUCAGUCCGUAUCGAUCCGCUGCAUUAACAAACACCUGUUUAACAGUGUGUUCAUUUAUUUAUUACGACUGCAGUAUCAAUCGGUUAUACAUAAGAGAAGCAAUCUUUUUUAUCGAUAAGCAUAUUUGCUCAUUAUACCAGCAUGUCGGAAAAUUCCCGUCCGCGUUUAUAUUCCUAUUUCCGCAGUUCCUGUGCGUGGCGGGUGCGCAUCGCGCUGGCCUACAAAGGCAUCCAGUACGAGACCAUUCCCGUCAAUCUGCUGAAGCGCGAGCAGAACGAUGAGAAGUACACCAAGAUCAACAAGAUGGCGCAGGUGCCGACGCUGGAGAUGGACGGGCGCGUGCUGACCCAGUCCCUGGCCAUCCUGGAGUAUCUGGAAGAGACCCAUCCCACCCCGCCGCUGCUGCCCAAGGAUCCGUUUCUGCGGGCGCGUGUGCGACAACUGGCGGAGAUUAUCGCGUCGGGCAUCCAGCCGCUGCAAAAUCUCAGCGUCAUUACCAAGGUGUCGGAUGAUCAAGAUAAGCGCACGGACUUUGCCCACCACUGGAUCGUCAAGGGCCUGGACGCCUUUGAGAAGGUGCUGGAGGAGACCAGCGGGCAGUACUGCGUGGGCGACGCCGUCACUCUGGCGGACAUCUGCCUGGCGCCCCAGGUGGUGGCCGCCGAGCGCUUCAAGGUCCGCCUGGACAACUAUCCCCACAUUGCCCGCAUCAACAACAACCUCAACCAGCUGGAGCCCUUCCAACUGGCCCACAUGGUCAACCAGCCCGACACGCCCGACGAAUUCAAGAAGGCCGUCAAUAUUGAGCAUUUGUAGAUGGGGGUGGCGGUUAAUCCAGCGAGAUUAAUUCCGGCGCAGUAUUAUGAAACUGUUUAUGCUUCUCUUCUUCAAAAAAUUAUUAAAUUAUCAAUAUUAAUUUACGGUCAAUUUGCUCAUUAAUUCCCAUGACGUUGAUUUACUGUACGAGCAAUAAACUUUUCUUAUAAUUAUGUUCUGAUUGUGAGGUACGAAAUUUGGCCGGUACGAUUGUAUGGCAAUGUAUAGCCAACCCAAUCUGUUGCAGUAAGCGCUUUUGUCCGGCAUUUAACUGCUGACACGAUGGCGAGUAUUAAUUCCAGACUCAG